Magnolia sinica is the source of this 2439-nucleotide messenger RNA. Its product is annotated as probable methyltransferase At1g29790. NCBI's taxonomy places the organism in Eukaryota, Viridiplantae, Streptophyta, Magnoliopsida, Magnoliales, Magnoliaceae. The transcript has a single exon. Gene Ontology annotation, molecular function: S-adenosylmethionine-dependent methyltransferase activity. The record is from RefSeq and is a predicted model, not a curated record. Bases 394 to 1707 code for a protein of 437 amino acids.
GAAAAUCUCUCUCUCUCUCUCUCUCUCUCUCUCUCUCUCUCUCUAUAAGAAUUCUCAUUCUUCCCUUCUCCAAUAUCCUAUUUCCAUCCCUUCUUCCGCAACAUCGAGAGAGAGACUCUCAUUCCCUUCCUCUCCAAAAGCCCAUUUUCAUCCCUUCCACAAUAGCAAUUUCAGAGCCCCCAAAACAACAGAGAGAGGGAGAGUCAGUCGUUCCCCUGUUCUCCAAAAACCCACUUCCAUCCCUUCUUCCACAAUAGCAAUAUCAUAGAGAGAGAGAGAGAGAGAGAGAGAGAGAGAGAGAGUCUCAUUUCCCUCUUCUCCAAAAACCCAUUUCCAGACCUUCCACAACAGCAAUAUCACAGCCAAUAACAACAGACAGACAAACUGAGAGAGAUGGGUAGUUCUGAAGACCAUCUACGGAAACCACAGAAAGACAGCAAUAUAAAGUCCAAGCUCAAGAUCCUUCUACUGGUUAUAACCACCAACAUUCUCAUCAUCUACCUCUUCGCUUCCCCCUCCUUCAAGUUCAACCUCUCCGACUACACCCCAAACAUCCCCCUCCCUCUCUGGGACUUCCAUGCUCUCCAUGAUGAGCUCAACACCACCCAAUCCCAGCUCACCAUCAGCAACGCCCGCAUCACAGAGCUGCACCGCCUGUUAGACACCCUCCUCUACGAACUGGCUCACAUCCGAGAAUCAGACUCUGAUCAUGCAGACCAAUCAACAAGCUCAAAUGAUUGGAGUGGCCACCUCACGAGCGAGCUCAAGCUUGCAGUGAACGCUCACAAAUUCCCACUCGGACGCUCCCCAAAUACUGGUACUGAUGAGCUCUACCCGCCACUGGGAGCUGCCUGCCGGCAGUACCAAGAUGAGUUGAACCAGUACAUGACAUACAAGGUCGGAGGGGAAUGCCCGGUCGACGAUGUGUUCGCACAACGGUUAAUGCUCAAAGGGUGUGAGCCAUUGCCCCGUCGACGGUGCCACCCAAAGUCCCCGAUUGGCUACGUGGAACCCAGGCCAUAUCCUGCCAGCCUCUGGGCUACGCCUCCAGAUACAAGCAUCAUCUGGGACCCAUAUACCUGUAAAAACUACCAGUGUCUCAUUGACAGGAAGAACACAAAAGGGUUCCAGGACUGCAAGGACUGUUUUGACCUGCACAGUCGGGAGAUCCAUCGGUGGCUAUUUGACAAAGGGCUUGACUACGGAAUGGAUGAAGUCCUGCAUGUGAAACCACCUGGUACAAUACGUAUUGGGCUGGACAUAGGUGGGGGAACAGGCUCGUUCGCAGUCCGUAUGAGGGAACGGAAUGUGACCAUCAUCACCAGCACGAUGAAUUUCGACGGGCCGUUCAACAGCUUCAUCGCAUCACGUGGGUUCAUCCCGAUGCAUAUCAGCAUCUUCCACCGCCUCCCGUUCUUUGAGAACACGUUGGACAUUGUGCACUCCAUGCAUGUGCUCAACAACUGGAUCCCGGACACCAUGCUUGAAUUCACACUCUAUGAUAUAUACAGGGUGUUGAGGCCUGGUGGGUUGUUCUGGCUCGACCGCUUCUUCUGUGCCGGCUCACAGCUGAACACAACCUACAUCCCCAUGUUCAACCGGGUUGGGUUCAACAAGCUGAGGUGGAACACCGGUCGGAAGUUGGACCGUGGAAUAGAAUUGAAUGAGUGGUACUUGUCCGCCUUGCUGGAGAAACCCAUGACCUGAUUAACCAACCCAAAUGGGCAUUUGGGUGAUGCAGUGCUUAUGGGACUGGAGAUGAGGUUAUUUAAGAAUACCAGACAAGGGGUCUUUUGAGGAUAAUGAAAAGAGCACACGCCAUCAGACAUUGAACUUGAAUGGGCUAGGAGUGAUGUGCCUUGCAAGAUAACCUUUGAAGAGCAGAAGAUGGAAUCUGAAGACUCUCUUUGACUUGUCAUUCAUCUUCUUUUCUUCCUUUUGAUGUAAUAACAAGGGAAUAAACUCUACUUGGGUGAGAAGAUAUUAGUAGAGUUUAUUGCCUUGUUUAAGGCAAGUACAUUUCAUGAUAAUAAACUCAUCUAGUUUAGUACCUGCAACCACCUAACAAGACGAUCGCAAUAGCUUUUCUCUGCAGAAUUUAUAUAGAUGAUGGGAUGAACCUGAAUUUCUGCAACAAGUAGUUCAACUAGCUUCUUGAGUCCUUGUCAUUUUGUCUAUUUGCUUCUAUUCCAAGGAGAAGGAAAAAAAAAAAAAAAAAAACGGGAAAAAGAAAAAGAAAAAAGAAACAACAUUACGGUAAUACUGUAAAUUUAUGUAUGACAGGCAUGCCUCAAAGGCUCAAAGCAAGCAUAAUCCAAAGCAAGAAAGAAAAGGGAGGAGAACCAACACCUACCAUAAAUAGAAUCAAGGCAAACAAGGGUUAGUAUUUGUAAUGGAGACGUCUUCUCUAGGCCUUCUUGCAGUUAGUAGCUCUGCCAU